Messenger RNA from Paramacrobiotus metropolitanus, 855 nucleotides. Its product is annotated as BTB/POZ domain-containing protein 1-like. The transcript is spliced from 5 exons. Gene Ontology annotation, molecular function: protein binding. Lineage: Eukaryota; Metazoa; Tardigrada; Eutardigrada; Parachela; Macrobiotidae. The record is from RefSeq and is a predicted model, not a curated record. Bases 312 to 764 code for a protein of 150 amino acids.
GCUGCGCUUCUGAAAUACGGCCGAGCUUUCUGAAAUACGUUACAGUGUAAUAGUGAAAUGCUUACGAGUACGUAGUUUUUGAGAGUUUACUUUGUCCGAUGUCGAUACUCGCAUUCUUUUAGUUCUAUUUACAAUUGUUUGCCCGACUUUUGAUUUUAACUACAAAUUUUGUGUCCUCGAGACUUUCCUGUCAUAAUCAGUGAGAAGCUACCGAUCGAAUAGCGAACGAUGGCAACUUCUUCGAAGGGCGCAAAAAGGCAGAAGUUGGGCAGUGGUGGACUAGCUGACGUGAUGAAACCGCCGUACAUUCCAUGAUAAGUUGUUGUAGUUUCAUGUACACGGACACGGUUGAUCAUAUCCAUCUUGAUAACGUUGUCGCCACCAUGAGCUGCGCCGAUAAAUACGAUUUGCCGCAGCUGACGCAGAUUUGCUCGGACUUCAUCGAGAGCCAUUUGAAAGUUGAGAAUUGUCUAUCCAUUUGGAAACAGGCUGUGGAUUGGCAUGUUGACAUCAUCAUGGAGUUGUGUGUGACGUUGAUGGAUGCGCACACUGCUGCAGUUCUGCAGUCGGAUGGAUUCACGGACAUUUCUCGGGAAACGCUGCAAGCCAUCCUGACACGCUGUCUGCGGAAGAACAUACGAUUUACGAGGCUGUCGAACGGUGGACAACGGCGGCCUGUGGUCGCAGCGCCGUGGAUGCUUCCGCCGCUAAUCGGCGUCAGGUACUGGGAGACGCGUUAUUUCGUGUACGUUUCCCGCUUCUGACCAAUGCGGCAUUGGCUGACGGUCCUCUCAAGACAAUCAGCCAUAAUCAAUUUGCUAACCUUUCUACUGUUGCCUCUACGGCAGAGCGGCC